CUCUCCAGUCCGCCCAAACCACUGCAGUGCAAAUUUGUUUGUUGCUGCAACGUUUCGUUUAGUAAUGACUGUCGACUGAUGAUAUAAAUUUGUGUCGAAAAUCGAAAUCAACCUUAAGUCUUUAACCAAAGUUUUUACACAGUGUGGUACUGCCAUCAGUGGAAAGUUAGAACACACCUUCCAGAAUGGCACCAGUUGAGGGGCCUGUUGCUCCAAACCCAUCAGAUGAGAAGAAAAAUGUGAUUGGCUUCAUUUAUCCUCCUCCAGAAGUGAGGAACAUUGUGGACAAGACUGCCAGUUUUGUGGCCCGCAAUGGAGUGGAGUUCGAGUCUCGUAUUCGCAUCAACGAGCAGAACAACCCCAAGUUCAACUUCCUGAACCCAGGAGACCCAUACCAUGCUUAUUACCAGCACAAGGUUCAGGACUGCCGUGCCGGCAAACCGCUCCCAAGCAAGGAGCCCCCAACGCGCACGCUGGUGUCGGCGGCGCAGCAGCAGAAGCAGCAGGAGCUGCUGCGCUCCGUGGUGCAGGAGAGCGCUGCUCCAGCCAAGGAGCCGCCCAAGGAACCACCACCGGACUUCGAGUUCAUUGCUGACCCACCCAGCAUCUCCAGCUAUGAUCUUGACGUGGUGCGGCUGACGGCUCAGUUUGUAGCCCGCAACGGCCGCCAGUUCCUUACGACGCUUAUGAACAGAGAGCAGCGCAACCCUCAGUUCGACUUCCUGCGCCCCCAACACUCGCUCUUCCAGUACUUCACGAAGCUGCUCGAGCAGUACACCAAGGUCCUCAUUCCGCCCAAAGAUCUCCUCAAAAAACUUGCUAAAGAAGCCGAGUCUAGCAAGGAAGUCUACAAGCAGGUGCAAGCGCGAUUGGAUUGGGCUCGCCACCAAGCAGCGCUCAAAAAGAAGCAUGAAGAAGCGCUCGAGAAAGAGCGUCUGGAGUACGCCUCGAUUGACUGGCAUGGGUUCUCAGUUGUGGAGACUAUAGACUACCAGCCUUGGGAAGUGGGCACAUUUCCGCCACCCACCACACCUUCGGAGGUGGGUCGACGUGUGUUGGCACAGGACCGGAUGGACGAAGGGCUUCCUCCAGACUCUGACAUGGUCUUGGGUAGCGACGAGGAAGAGGAAGGUGACGCUCCGAACGGUCGCGGAGCUCCAGGAGAGCAGGACGACACGCAGGUGCAGGACAUGGAGGAGGAGAGUAGCAGUAGCAGUGAUGAUUCCGAUGAUGAAGACGAAUCCGACAGUGACGAUGACAAGAGCAAAGCCGCCUCACCGCCUCCUCCACCGACUGACGAUGCCAGGAGAAUGCCUCCUCCCUUGCCUGUGUCACAACCAGCACAGCCUGCACCUGAACCGCCCAAGCCAAGUCAGGUCAUCGUCAGGGACUAUGACCCCAAACAAGAACGAGCCAAAGAGGCGCGUUCAUCCGAUCGUUUCCUCGUAUCGCCCAUCACAGGAGAACGCAUUGCUCCAGAAAAGGUGGACCAGCAUCUCAAGAUUAAUAUGCUUGAUCCCAGGUGGCUUGAGACGAAGAAAAAGCAGGAAAAAGAAUCCUCGUCUCAAGACAACGUCUUUGCUGCUGGCGACUCAGUGCGGUCAUCGCUCAAGUUGCUGGCUGAGCGGCGUACAGAUAUUUUCGGUGCUGGAGAUGAGGAAACAAUCAUUGGUCGUAAGAUCGGAGAAGAGGAGAGAAAAGAGCCCGAAAAAGUCACGUGGGAUGGACACACUGCGUCCAUGGAGUCCGCAACCCGGGCUGCUCGAGCCAACAUCUCAAUCAACGAACAGAUUCGGCAGAUUCAUCAAGUUAAGGGUUUGUUACCUGAUGAAGAGAAAGAGAAGAUUGGUCCGAAACCUAAAACAUUGGAAGGGAAUACUGGUCCUAAACCUCCCCCACCACCGCCACAAAAGCAACCUCCUCUCCCUCCUCCACCAACCCCUCAACCUCCUCCCCCUGCAAACCCGCCUCCUCCACCGCCUCCUCAAGCGAGGCCCCAGCCUCCCCCACCUCCCGGUCCUCCAGGAACUGGACCUACACCAGGGAUACAGCGACCACCCGCACCGCCGCCUCCUCAGACAAACAUGGGCACCACGGCCAACAUGACGCCCAUGACGAUGGGGCCAAUGCAGGGUAACCCACAAGGGAUGCAGCAACCCAUGAUGCGCAUGCAGUUCGGUGGACCCAUGCCCCCCAUGAUGCACCCUAACCCUGGCGUGAUGAUGGUUCCCAGGCCCCCCGUGAUGAUGAGACCCGGUUUCAUGCCUGGGCCCGGGCCAAUGGGAGGGUUCAUGCAACAACGCCCCGGGCCACCCAUCGGCAUGGGUGGAUCCGGGAACAUGGGCGCUCCAGGGAAUAUGGGUGCUCCAGGGAAUAUGGGUGCCACAGCAAACAUGAGUGUUCCGGGGAACAUGGUUCCAUCAGGAGGCGUUGGAGGAGCGGAUGAUGACGAUGAAGGUCCCUCGGCCAAGAGGGCUCGCACUGAGGAAUCUCUCAUCUCAGUGUCGGAGUGGGGCCGACGGUACCCCGGCAUCGUCAAGUUCCGCGUCGUCAUGCCAGAAGUCGCCGACAAGACGGAGUGGCAACUCAACGGCCAGACGCUGGCGGCCGCCUUCAGUCUCGCCGAGAACGUGUCGGCGCUCAAGUCUUUCGUGCACGCGCAGACGGGAGUCCCGCCAGCCAAACAGAAGCUCGUCAAGGAUGGCAUGUUCUUCAAAGAUUCUUUGACCCUCGCCUACUACAACAUUGGGCCCAACUGCAUCGUGCAGAUGCAAUUGAAAGAAAGAGGAGGUCGUAAGAAAUAAACGCCUGAGAAAGGCAUUAUUCAUUGAAUUAUACCGGAAAUUAUUCAAAAUUUGGUCUACUGACAAAGUCUGUUUGCGCUAAAAUUUAUCUCGUCACUUCAAGUUACCGAAACCAAACUACUCGCUUCAAAUUGAAAGUUUCAUUAUGUGCGCUUCACAUUAUAGUCGAAUCAGUUUCUUUAAUAUCUCGAGGAACGCAACUGUAACGAUUCAAAUCACCCGCGACGUAAGUACAAAUGCACCGUUUGGUUCGGUAAUGUCAGUCGUGCAAGUGUACCAAUAUAAAUCUGGAAUACAAACGAGAUAUUGCUGGUGUUUUAAUGCCGAUAAUUACGUUUUAUUAAGCAUUACAGCACACAUAAGAGUUCAGUUCCACUCGCUAGCAACUAUUUCAUGCAUAACCGCUGUAAAUUAAAAUUUUAAUAAAUGCUAACAAUUAG
This is a messenger RNA of Hyalella azteca, 3244 nucleotides long. It is a transcript of the gene Sf3a1, whose product is annotated as splicing factor 3A subunit 1-like. Lineage: Eukaryota; Metazoa; Arthropoda; Malacostraca; Amphipoda; Hyalellidae. The record is from RefSeq and is a predicted model, not a curated record. Gene Ontology annotation, cellular component: U2 snRNP; catalytic step 2 spliceosome; U2-type prespliceosome. The coding region runs from base 186 to 2804 and encodes 872 amino acids. Gene Ontology annotation, molecular function: RNA binding; protein binding. Gene Ontology annotation, biological process: mRNA cis splicing, via spliceosome; regulation of alternative mRNA splicing, via spliceosome. The transcript has 6 exons.